AUUCUUUGUUGUUGACGGAUUUCUUCCCCCGCACCGUCGAUCCGCGAUUCCACGCUGUCGCCGUGCUAGUGCCGCAUUGCAUUCCGACGCAAACAGUUGUUAACGUAAAGUUCUCGUGUCGCGCAAUUUCCGCGACGUCCUCCGAUACGCAAUAAAGUCGUCAUUGUUUCACGUGCUCGCGAGACCGUCACCUAUUGGCCCCCCGCGGUCGAACAUCCGGUCGCUGGUGUACACCGUUUUCGCACGCGCCGCGUGAGCUAUCCGUUAUAAACCCACACACCCCUCUCCAGAGGUGUACCGGCAAUAGUUCCGUCACGGAGCGGUCCGAAGCCAUGUGCGCAACAGCAUUCACCGUCGCGCGGAUUGCUCACCGGACGACUCAGGGACGAGGCUCGCAAGACCUGCCGCAGCUGGUGCGGUCGUACUGCUAGGGACCCAUAUGGGGAUCCUUUACAAUACUCCUGCUCCUCCGAAGCGACGAAGACGAGCAGUCGACCGCGCUUGGUAUAGCCGCCGCUGAGAAAACGGCAUCACGGCACCAUCAGUAUUUCAAUAAUGAACUGGAUAAUCAGCAUUGUUAUAUGCCAAUUUCUCCUAAGUCAGGCAUUAUCAGACUGGUCUUGUUUAAAUAGUGAAAAAUGCGCUUGCUACAAAAAUAUUUAUACUGAAGAAAACGAAGUAAUAUGUAACUCAUCAACUGUGAAAGCUAAUUCGAGGAAGUCAACCAUUCAUAUUGAUUGUAAUUCUAAACAAACUCAGUGGGAAAAGUCUUUUGAUAAAAUUAAUAUUACGGAAUUAUCUUACUCAAAUUGUUUCUUGUUCGACAUAGGAAUUAAACAAACCAUCUCAACACUUGGUAUCAAUGAUAUUAAAAAAAGGUUAUCUUUAUCAUUGGUGACACUCACUGGUGGGUUACAAAGUUAUUACUUAUCAAAUUUAGAUUACGUGACAAUAUUAGAAAUAAGUAAUACAAUUGAAAAAUUAAUAUUAACCAAUGAGUCGUUUCAAGGAAUUCCAAAUUUAACUGAGUUAUAUCUUAGACACAAUAAUAUUGAUAUAUUACCUCGUGAUGUGUUCAAACAUCUUACUCAAUUAGUAAUUUUGGAUUUAGGAGGAAACAAGAUAUCCAGAAUAGAUGAGGAUUUAUUUUAUGGUAUUUCAUUGAAAGCUUUGCUUUUGGACUCAAAUGAUUUAAAAACAUGGAGCUUAAAUGUUCAAAGUCUAAAAACUCUGGAUUUAAGUAACAAUAGACUGAUAUCAAUUGAAAUGGAUCUCAAUAACCUUCUUCGAUUAUCAUUAAACAAAAAUUUCAAUUUAACAACCAUGCCUGAUCAACCAUUUCAAAAUACUUCAUUGCAGAAAAUUAGAUUCAACUAUGGCCAUUUUACUGUACCUAGAAGAUUCUUAUCAAGUUUAAACCAAUUGCAAUCAGUUCACCUUGUUGACUUAAAUAUAAAUAAGGUACCUGAAGAUAUGAUUUGGAAUUCACCUAAUAUUACAGAAUUAUUUUUAGCUUCAAACCAUUUAACUGAAAUUCCAGAGACAUUUUUUCAAGAUUCUUCGAAAAUGAAAGUAUUAGAUUUGUCUAAAAAUCAGAUCAAAGAAAUAAAAAGCGAGUUUCUAAAACCAUUAAAGAAUUUGGAAGAGUUAAAUUUGUCGAAUAAUUUAAUACUUCAAAUAAAUAACUAUGGGUUUAGUUUCCUACCCAAUUUGGUCGCGCUUGAUCUAACUAAAAACAAUUUAAUAUUUAUUGAUCAGGCAAUUUUAAAUAACCCAAUUUUAAAAUCUUUAAAAUUAGGUCAGAAUAAUAUCAGCAGCCUGUAUUCGAAAAAUUCUUUAUUUUCAUUUGGUUAUCUGUGUUCUAUUGAAGAUAUUGAUUUAUCAUAUAAUAACAUUACUAAGAUUGGUGAUGGUUGGUUAAAUUUAUUAAAGUUAAAAAAUCUAAAUCUUUCAAGAAAUAGCUUGAACGUUAUUAAAAUAGAUGAUAUCCAAUUUUUAAGGAGCCAAAUAAUAGCCGAUUUUACUUUUAAUCCUAUUCGAUUAAUUGAUUUAUCACAUUUAGAAAUAUUUGCCAGAGUACAACCUACACAAGAAAAUCUUAGGACAAUAACUGUGUCUAGUGAACAAUUUAUAUGUGAUGGUCGUAACUAUCAAUUUGGAAGAUUCAUUCACAAUAGAAUGCCAAAAUCAGUUUACAAGUACUUGCAAAUUGAACACAAUAUGAUUUGUGAUGACGGUGUUGGUUUGGAAUUUGCAAAUAUUAAUAUAGAUAGAUUAACCUAUGAUUGGAAAUUAUUUCGUGAUUCAAAUAAGUCUAACUGUACAGACUGUAUAUGUGCUUACCGACCUUCUGAUAAUUCUGCAAUAAUGGACUGUUCUAACAGGAAUUUAACAUCGGCACCAGAAAAAAUAAUUUCCAGUAAAAAUAUUAACUAUACAGAGGUCAAUUUAAGAAAUAAUUUAAUCGUCGAACUACCAAACUACGAAAACCUUACCAUUGGAAAGUUAGAUGUGAGCUACAACAAGUUACUUACCAUCAACAUUUCUCAUCUACCCAAAAACCUUUAUGAAUUAUAUUUGGAACAUAAUGAUCUUGCAAAGAUCGAUAUGAUUAAUUUGAGUACAUUAACAACUAAUCUAAAGCUGUUAACGAUGAGUGGUAAUUUAUGGGCAUGUGACUGUGAUGCUAUGAGUACAGUUAAUUUCAUCCAUAAAUAUUCGUCAAAGAUUGUUGAUUUAGAAAACGUAACUUGUGCCUCCGAAUCGUCAACUACAUUAUACACAUUAAACAAGGAUGAAAUAUGUCUUGAAAAUUACAAACUGCUGAAUACUAAAAGUAUAUUUUUGGCUAUAUUUCUAGCAAUUUUUGGUAUGUUGUUAGGAUUAUUAUUAGCAUUUUAUAAGACUGUAAUAAAAAUAUGGAUAUCAAAUCACUUAUUACCUUUACCAACCCUGGAUAAAAAUAAAAAAUAUGAUUCCUUUGUAAGUUUCUCUCACAAAGAUGAAGAAUUUGUUAUAAAACAUUUAGUUCCAGAACUGGAAGGAGGUAGUACUCCUUUCAAACUUUGUCUCCACUAUAGAGACUGGGUAGUUGGAGAUUGGAUUCCUUCUCAAAUCGCGCGUUCAGUUGAAGAAUCUCGAAAAACUAUUAUAGUGUUAUCAUCGAACUUUUUAGAAAGUGUUUGGGGUCUUAUAGAAUUUAGAACAGCUCAUAUGAGUGCUUUGAAGGAUCGACAGAAUCGUGUUAUUAUAAUACUUUAUGGAGAAAUUUCUAUAAAAGGUUUAGAUCCUGAGUUAAAAUCAUACUUGUCCAUGAAUACCUAUAUCAAAUGGGGUGAUUAUUUGUUCUGGGAGAGAUUGAAGUAUGCUCUCCGACAUGGUCCAGAUUUGAAAAAAAAAAACCGAACCAAAAUCUUAGUACCAGAUAAAUUAAAUCCUCAUAUCCUAGUUUAAAUUGGUUUUAAAACCAAUCGUUUUUAUAUUCAUAUUCUAUUAUGUAAUAUUUACAUUUUUAG
Messenger RNA from Sipha flava (yellow sugarcane aphid), 3515 nucleotides. RefSeq names its product protein toll-like. Gene Ontology annotation, cellular component: membrane. Gene Ontology annotation, molecular function: transmembrane signaling receptor activity; protein binding. The transcript is spliced from 4 exons. Lineage: Eukaryota; Metazoa; Arthropoda; Insecta; Hemiptera; Aphididae. Gene Ontology annotation, biological process: toll-like receptor signaling pathway; immune response. The record is from RefSeq and is a predicted model, not a curated record. Bases 556 to 3453 code for a protein of 965 amino acids.